AUGACGACUACCGCACAGCACAAGACGCGCGUCAAGGUGGUGUUUGGGUGCAUGACCUUUGGCGCUGCGGGCGCAGAGCAGGCGCGCGUCCACGACCUGAACGACUGUCGAGCCAUCGUGGACAUCUUUGCGUCGCACGGGCACACGGAGCUCGACACGGCGCGCAUGUACGGAUUGGGCAGCUCGGAAGACUAUCUGCGUCAACUUGGCUACACCGUCCCCAAUUCGCAAGGAUUCGAGGUGGCGACCAAGGUGUUCCCCAGUGCACGCAAGGCCAACUUCCCCAGCAAGGACAAGUACACCUUCUCGGCCGCCGACAUUUCCCGUUCCAUCGACGAUUCCCUGCGCACAUUGGGCACGUCGAGUUUCGACCUGUUCUACCUGCACUCUCCCGACCGCGAAACACCACUCGAAAGUACGCUGGAGGCAGUGAACGCCGCGUACGUGCAGGGCAAGUUCAAGAGAUUCGGUGUCAGCAACUACCGUGCAGAUGAAGUGGACCAAAUCAUCCAAAUCGCCGACAAGAACGGAUGGGUCAAACCCGUCGUCUACCAGGGACUCUACAAUGCCAUUACUCGCACAGCAGAAGAGGCACUCUUCCCUACCCUGCGCAAGCAUGGAAUUGCAUACUAUGCUUACAACCCCCUCGGAGGAGGAUUCUUCACGGGCGCUUUCAACCCCCAAUCGGAUGUGGAGAAAGGCUCGAGGUUCGAUCCGGAACGAGCCCAGGGCCAGAUGUAUCGCCAGAGGUACUGGACCGAACACUACUUCAACGCCAUCGAGGCUAUCCGUCCCGUUGCGGAGAAACAUGGUCUGAGUACCGCAGAGAUCGCGCUCAGGUGGAUGAUGCACCACUCGGCACUCGACCCCGCGCACCGAGACGCCGUGAUCAUCGGCGCAAGCUCAACCAAGCACAUCGAGCAGAACCUGAUCGACCUCGAAAAGGGACCCCUCCCCCAAGAUGUCCUCGACGCUGUUGACAAGGCGUGGAACAUCGUCAAACCCCACGCUCCCGCUUACCACCACUAG
Moesziomyces aphidis is the source of this 1029-nucleotide messenger RNA. NCBI's taxonomy places the organism in Eukaryota, Fungi, Basidiomycota, Ustilaginomycetes, Ustilaginales, Ustilaginaceae. The record is from the annotation of a GenBank genome assembly.